Molecule: messenger RNA, 1583 nt
Organism: Paramuricea clavata
Lineage: Eukaryota; Metazoa; Cnidaria; Anthozoa; Malacalcyonacea; Plexauridae
Source: the annotation of a GenBank genome assembly
AGAACCAAUCGUCUGGUCGACAGAAGAAAUAUUUUACUCCUUUAAUUGGGAGAGUUUAACAUGGAGCUGACCGCUUGGAUAGUAUUCCUUUCUGCUAUUACAUUUACUAUGCCACAAAAAAUGGAAUUGUGCAGAAUAAAAGCAGGUGUGUUUCUUAUACAAGGCGGUUUUCCAGUCCUCGCACGAAGCUUCUGUAAUUAAAAUGAACUGUUUAGCAUCGUGAUUGGAUGAAAGUGCUCAUGCAUCACUCGCAGCGAGCCGCGAGGAAUUUCGUGCGAGGACUGGAAAUCCGCGUUAAUAAAGCCUUUGAAAUAAAUUAACAAAGUAUAACUACAUAAUUAAAACUUGGAAAGUAAUUUUCUAGUGAACUAGUUUCUUUUUUAACCAGUCAAUUGCUAUAAUAAAUUGCAAAAUUUCUAUUUUCAUACUUAAGUGGAUAAUAUGUGUUUCAUACUACUAGCCCUUGUUUAUGUACGCACUACUUCAAACACGAGUGCGGGAGUGGUUUAUCAGCUACAAAACAAGAGCGCAGCUCGGGUAUUUUAUAUCUGAUAACGCACGGACUACGAGGGUUUUAAUUUGAAUAGCUUAAAAAACGACCUAUCUGAUGAGUACAUUGGCGAAGUAAUUUUAAAAAUAAAGUUGUUUAAGCCAAGAAAAUCAAAGCUAAAGUUUGUGUAAAUUAACCACCGAUACGGCAGUGAUUUCUUCUGUCUUUUCUUUAUGAAUAAUUAUUAUUAGUAUAAUUACAUAGGUGAUUAUUGAAAAUUCUCCACGCUGAUUGGUUGCCGUUGAGGUGAUUAAUACGCGAUAAACACCUAAGCGAUUUUCAAAAUGGCUGCCGAAGCCUUUUUGUCAAUUCAAUGACGAAGAAAUGUGUAUUUUAGAAAUUGCAGUAUACAGUGGUACCAUAAAAUUUGAGUUUCCUCAUAUGGUGACUUUAACUUAUUUUCCUUUUUUUACGUUAGACUGUGUUCCUACACAACCAAGCAACAUAAGCUUUGUUCUUGGAAAUCCGAAAGAAAAGACAAAAUAUUUACCACCUGGUCCGAUUUCACUAAGUUGUGAGGUUACUGGGGACGUAGAUAUGAUUCGUUGGAUAAGAAACAACUCAGAUGGUGAAUCCAAACUUAUAAACAGCACUUUGUUAAAUGCCAAAGUUGGGCAUUUAGAGGAUUUUCCGAAGGACAACAAAUUUCCAUAUACUUACCGAUGUAUUGCAAAUGGAAAAUGCUGCGAUGAGCACAGGUCACCAUCUAUAACUGUGGUUGGUAAGUACUGAUGUCUGAUGCCGCUUAAGAUGUGUUAAUUCAACCGUAUAUAGGUCGAGCGCAUAUAAUGUAAAGUAUUACUAAGGAAAAGAGGGCAUUUAUAUUUUGCAGCGACUUAAUUUAUUUGAGAUUUGUUGUUUAUUUCUGUGGUUGAUUCAAUGUGCUUCAAGGGUUCACUUGAUGACCCGCUUCCAAAGUCCGUUUUCCACUUGGCAAACUUAUGGCGCGAAUUGGAACAAAAAGCAAGUUUCGGCAAUGCAUGUGCAUAAUUUAUAAGCAAUGGGCCACUUCCUUAUAGCGAUGCCCCCCCCC